AUGGCUGAAAGUGAUCUCAAGACGCCAAAGGGCAAGAUGUCUGCUUAUGCCUUCUUUGUGAAGACAUGCAGAGAGGAACAUAAGAAGAAAAAUCCAGAGGUUCCUGUCAAUUUUGCAGAAUCUUCCAAGAAGUGCUUUGAGAAUUGGAAAACAAUGUCAGGGAAAGAGAUAUCUAAAUUUGAUGAGAUGGCAAAAGAAGAUAAAGUACGCUAUGAUCAGGAAAUGAAGGCGGUUAAAGGAGGCAAGAAGAAGGACCCCAAUGCCCCCAAAAGGCCACUGUCUGGAUUCUUUCUAUUCUGUUCAGGAUUCUGCUCCAAGAUCAAAUCCACAAACCCUGGCAUCUCUAUUGGAGAUAUGGCAAAGAAGCUGGGCGAGAUGUGGAAUAACUUAAGUGACAGUGAAAAGCAGCCUUACAACAAUAAGGCUGCAAAGCUGAAGGAGAAGUAUGAGAAGGAUGUUGCUGAUUAUAAGACUAAAGGAAAAUUUGAUGGCGCCAAGAGUCUCGCUAAAGUUGCUCAGAAAAAGGAAUCAGAAGAGUCUCAGCAGUGCCUCUCUCCCAGCUUUACUGACAUUUUUUGGAUAAUAAACUAA
Messenger RNA from Phyllostomus discolor (pale spear-nosed bat), 591 nucleotides. Its product is annotated as high mobility group protein B3-like. The record is from RefSeq and is a predicted model, not a curated record. Gene Ontology annotation, molecular function: DNA binding, bending. Gene Ontology annotation, biological process: regulation of transcription by RNA polymerase II. Lineage: Eukaryota; Metazoa; Chordata; Mammalia; Chiroptera; Phyllostomidae.